This is a messenger RNA of Entrophospora sp. SA101, 156 nucleotides long. The record is from the annotation of a GenBank genome assembly. Lineage: Eukaryota; Fungi; Glomeromycota; Glomeromycetes; Entrophosporales; Entrophosporaceae.
GUGUUCAACAAGCAGUUGAUUUAUGUGCUGCUCCUGGUAGUUGGUCGCAAGUAUCCUUUAAAGAUGCUCACUCAAUUAAUGUUGACAUAUAUUUCGAUAGUGAGAACCAGCCUGAAAAUUUACAAGCGCCAAAAAUAGUUGCAGUAUCACUUGAAG